AUGAGCGUGGAUGGUUUGGGAAACUCUAUGAUGGACACCGCGUUUUCCAAACGGAGCACGGCGCUGAGAUUAGUUGACUUGGCAGGGGCUCACCACCACCAUCAUCACCACCAUACCCCUCAGAGCGUGACAGGCAUCCCGGGGUUCAGCAGCCAUCCACAUUCAAUGGCUCACACGCACCCUGGGGAGAUUACUGCAGAACCCCGCCUGGGGCCGAGUCCAUUCGGGCCAGAACACAUGGGGCACUCCGCGGCCCUCAAAAUCAGCCCAGCCCAUCAUUAUCCUCACCACCAUCACCACCACAAUCAUCAUAUGGCAGGCCACAGUGAAGUGGUCGCCAGUCAAACGGGAGCUUUUGGGCCGCUCCAGCCUGCUGCAGUACCAUACUCUAUGUCUCAUACGGCCCAGGCAUUGUCGCCAGGUAGGGAUUUCCUGAUUCGAAGAGAUCUGACAGUUCAAGGCAUGCCAGGGCUGACCGAGCAGACUCCUGCUACAGCUUCUCACCACGGAAUGUUUGUUUCGACAACAGGUAGCUAUCCUGGAUACUAUGGUCAUCAUCCGAACGCUGGAAACCAUACCCUCUUCCCUGGACUCCAUCACGAACAGCCAGCAAGCAGAGCGCCAGGUGGCCAAGAACUGAAUGGACAAAUAAGGUUAGGAAUACCAGGAGAAAUGUAUGUUCGGUCUGAUCACUUGAGUCAAGUGGCCGGCUCUCCUUUACACGGCUACGGCGGCAUGAAUCUUAACAUGAAUCUCAGCGCACACCAUCACGGACCCGGAGCUUUUUUUCGGUACAUGAGGCAACCGAUAAAGCAAGAGCUUAUUUGCAAGUGGCUGGAGCCAGAGCACGCGGUGAAAAAACUUUGCUCUAAAACGUACAGCACUAUGCACGAACUUGUUACACAUGUUACAGUCGAGCAUGUUGGUGGACCUGAGCAAGCAAAUCAUAUCUGCUUUUGGGAAGAGUGUCCGCGAGAAGGAAAACCCUUUAAAGCGAAGUACAAACUUGUAAAUCACAUUAGAGUGCACACCGGUGAAAAACCCUUCCCCUGCCCGUUUCCCGGCUGUGGGAAAGUAUUCGCAAGAUCUGAAAACCUCAAGAUCCACAAAAGGACCCAUACAGGUGAAAAACCUUUCAAAUGUGAGUUUGAUGGAUGUGAUAGGCGUUUCGCUAAUAGCAGCGAUCGGAAAAAGCACUCCCACGUGCACACCAGCGAUAAGCCUUACAACUGCAAAGUGAGGGGCUGUGACAAAUCCUACACUCACCCCAGCUCCCUGAGAAAACACAUGAAGGUGCACUGCAAGUCUCCACCUCCGAGCUCGGGCUACGAAUCUUCAACCACAUCUCUCGUGUCUCCUUCCUCGGACUUGGGUCGAGACCCAACUUCUUCUGGCCACUCCGAGUCCAUGCCCUCCUCGCAAGCUGCCAAUUUAAGUGAGUGGUACGUUUGUCACAGUUCGGGAGCGAGUGGGACUCAGACUCCUCCGAGUAGUUCGUCUUCACCUGACCCCGUGGACGGGCCUUCCAACAGAGAAACUGAGUCAAGGGACGAAUUCUAAGUUGCACGUGAAGCAGUUUUUUGUCAUACCGAGGACUU
This is a messenger RNA of Conger conger (European conger), 1598 nucleotides long. It is a transcript of the gene zic4, whose product is annotated as zic family member 4. Gene Ontology annotation, molecular function: DNA-binding transcription factor activity, RNA polymerase II-specific; RNA polymerase II cis-regulatory region sequence-specific DNA binding. The record is from RefSeq and is a predicted model, not a curated record. Gene Ontology annotation, cellular component: nucleus. Gene Ontology annotation, biological process: central nervous system development; regulation of transcription by RNA polymerase II. The coding region runs from base 1 to 1560 and encodes 519 amino acids. The transcript is spliced from 2 exons. NCBI's taxonomy places the organism in Eukaryota, Metazoa, Chordata, Actinopteri, Anguilliformes, Congridae.